Messenger RNA from Limanda limanda (common dab), 2988 nucleotides. RefSeq names its product lectin, mannose-binding 2-like a (gene lman2la). Lineage: Eukaryota; Metazoa; Chordata; Actinopteri; Pleuronectiformes; Pleuronectidae. The transcript has 9 exons. Gene Ontology annotation, molecular function: D-mannose binding. Gene Ontology annotation, cellular component: COPII-coated ER to Golgi transport vesicle; Golgi membrane; endoplasmic reticulum-Golgi intermediate compartment. Gene Ontology annotation, biological process: endoplasmic reticulum organization; Golgi organization; endoplasmic reticulum to Golgi vesicle-mediated transport. The coding region runs from base 75 to 1100 and encodes 341 amino acids. The record is from RefSeq and is a predicted model, not a curated record.
UGGCCGCCGCCUGCAUCAGGAAUCCUCCCAGGGAGCCUCGGUCUCUCGGUCUCUUCUCCUCCGCAGGGAACAACAUGUCGUGUUUCUCGCUCUGGACUCUGGUUCUUCUCACCCUGACACUCAGCCGGGCUUCUGCCGACGAUGACCACGAAAUGGAGGAGUUCCUGAAGCGGGAGUAUUCCCUCUCCAAGCCGUACCAAGGUGUGGGAUCCCUGGGCUCCUCCCACUGGGAGCUGAUGGGGGAUGCCAUGGUAACCACCGAGCAGGUGCGCCUCACACCUGACAUGCAGAGCAGACAGGGGGCGGUGUGGGGCCGCAUGCCUUGCCACCUGAAGGACUGGGAGAUGCAGGUUCACUUUAAGAUCCACGGGAAAGGAAAGAAGAACCUGAAUGGAGACGGGCUGGCCAUUUGGUACACGAAGGAACGCACGCAGAAAGGUCCUGUGUUUGGAAAUAUGGACAACUUCACCGGCCUGGGUGUGUUUGUGGACACGUACCCCAACGAGGAGAAGCACCUUGAGGCACAGAAGAAGAGAUACAGUCCUCGCACACAGAGGAUCUUCCCCUUCGUUCUGGCCAUGGUGGGGAACGGCAGCAUCAGCUACGACCACGAGCGGGACGGGCGGCCCACCGAGCUGGGGGGCUGUAACGCCAUGGUGCGCAACCUCAAACACGACACCUUCCUCUUCAUCAGAUACGUGCGCCGCAGGCUGACCGUGAUGAUAGAUAUCGACGGGCAGCACGAGUGGAGGGACUGCCUGGACAUCCCCGGGGUGCGGCUGCCAGAAGGUUAUUACUUUGGAGCGACCGCCGUCACCGGAGAUCUCUCAGACAACCAUGAUAUAAUUUCCCUGAAACUCUACCAGCUGACUGUGUUGAGGAGUAAAAAGGAAGAGCAAGAGGAAGAGGAAGACCAAAUAACCAUACCCAGUGUUGAUAACAUGGACCUGCUCAGAUUGGAACUGGUUGAAGAGAGGAUGAGUGGGGUCGCCAUUUUCUUCACAGUGCUCUUCUCCAUGCUGGGCUUUAUCUUCCUCAUCGUCAUCGGCCUGGUGGUGUACGGCCACUGGAAUGAGAGCCGCCGCAAGCGGUUCUACUGAGGCGCGAGCAGAGACGGGGAAAAACAAAAAGUAGGUGACGUGCUACUGUCCGGUGGUCCUCGGACCCCGACCCGCACUGAAGGGAGACGCUACUGUCGGCCAGCAGAGCGCAGCAGCUUGUUGUGUCCUGACAGGAGAUGGAGUAUCACCUGCUACAGAAAGCCCUUCUCCCGCUCUGCUACAGAUUGUCAUGAAGCAGCAGGAGGACACGCACCCACUUGGCCUUAUCGUCCCCGUCCUCUGGAUUUGUUACACGCAGGACAUUACAUGACCUUUUGUGAGCGGCUGCAUUUUAUUUAUUUUUCAUUACCUUUCCCUGCUUUUGACGGAAAUUGAAAAAACACACAAUUUAAACCAAUUUCUACUUCACCACGUUUUGGUUUUAAGGCUUUGAGAAUUCUGAAUAAAUAUAAGUACCUGGAGAUCUGUUGUUUGACCUCAUGUGCCAACCAAAUAAUACUGAUGUCAUCUUUACUGCAGCUCCCUGCUAAGUAAAGACACAUCUAUCAUUUCAACUCUAUGUAUGAACUAUAAUUAGCUGUAUAUUCUGACUCUGUAGUUGCUGUAGUUUGCAUGACAUUCUGAGGUAAUAUUUUUUUAUGAAUUGUCCACACUGCCACACUUGUCUCUUGUUUACACUGAGCUUCAGCGUUUUGUGUGUUUGUGUGCAGCCUAUGAAAACUUGACUUCUGCCUCAUUGGUGCAUGUGCUGAUAAAGAUUUGAGUAUGUCUAGGAAAUAUUUAGCUCCAAUUAAAUUUAUAUCAAUAUUGUUUAAAGACUAUAUUUAUAUUUCAGCAGGGCUCAUUUCUGUUGAUUUAAUAAGUUUACAUGAGCAGAUUUGAUCAAAGUCCUGAUCAGUUUACAGUAAAUUCUUCCAAAUAUAUUUAAAAUACGAUUUUAGACUUCACUAACUGUGAUUUUUAGAAAUGUAUCUUUGCACUGAAGAGAGAAUUGAAGGUUAUUAAAUAAUACAUUUUUACAAGCUGUCUUUUUACCCUGCAACAGAUGCUUCCUGUCUCUGCACAUUGAACACUGCAGUGACCUUUUGUUUGUGCUUUUUGUGUUGCAUGUAUAAACAUCACCUGUUUUCCUGUGAAGUGCGUCAUACAGUGAAUGUUUCUGCAGUGGAGCCAACAAACUCGCUGGUUUGGCCACAGGCUGCCUCUGAUAGAUAGAUAUAUAUAUAUAUAUAUAUACUGUACUGUAAGACUGAGCCGGCGGUUGUUGGCUCUUCUUUACGUUCUGGAAAUGAUUCCAAGCCUCAUGUCAACAUCAAUUAUGUUUUAUGUGCUGCUUUGUUUUUGAUUGUGCAAUGUAGGAGGACUCACUCAUCUCCUGUAGCCACUUUGACAAGACACUCUACCUUAAUUAUAUUUACCUCCAUCAAAUCCAUUUGACCUGUCUAUUUUUCUUUUUGUUUGUUUGUUUGUAAACAAGAUUACUCAGAACAACUGAAUAGAUUUCUACGAAACAUGGUGGAAGGAUGCGGUAUGGGUUAUGGAAGAAACUGUUACAUUUUUGUGCAGAUCUAGAAAAGGGGUGGAUCCAGGAAUAUUUCUGUGUUUUUUUGUUGUGGCUUUUGUUUUUGCGAUUUCUGAAAUUUCCCAGGGAAUAAUUCAUUAAUCUAGAUUAGAAGAAUCCAGCAUAUUAAUUGGACUGAUAUUUAUGAUUGUGUACAAUAUAGUGUAGCUUGACUGAAUCUAAUGGGACUGUUGGGCCUGGGUGGAGGUAUCCGCUCUAUUGAGUGCCAUUCUAGUUUUAUUCUAUCGUUUGUUGUUUCCAUGAAGACUGUGCCUCAUGCAUCCAUUUUAUUUUAGAAACAUUUUGUGUUGCUUUGUCCAAAACUAUUUGCAUUGCCCCAUUAAAAACCAAACAGACCUUGCCUUA